This is a messenger RNA of Argentina anserina (silverweed cinquefoil), 631 nucleotides long. RefSeq lists its product as uncharacterized. NCBI's taxonomy places the organism in Eukaryota, Viridiplantae, Streptophyta, Magnoliopsida, Rosales, Rosaceae. Gene Ontology annotation, cellular component: chloroplast thylakoid membrane. The coding region runs from base 41 to 475 and encodes 144 amino acids. The transcript has 5 exons. The record is from RefSeq and is a predicted model, not a curated record.
UUCAAAGGGGGGAAGUAGAAGUAGAAGUAGAAGGGUGAAGAUGUCGUCCACAAGUUUGCUACCACCUAUCAAUGGAGGCCACCUUCUCUUUUCUCUCAAUCACCGUCGUCUCUCUGCAACUCAUAUCACUCCCUUCAAGUGGGGGUUGAGAAAAUAUCAAGGUGGAAACAUAGUUGCUUAUGGAACUAAUGGCCACGCCCUUCAAAUGUUGCCCAAUCCUAAUGCGUCUUCAAAAGGAAACAAUGAGGUGAUCAUGGUUGAUCCUUCGGAAGCCAAGCGAUUGGCUGCCAAACAAAUGGAACAGAUUAAAGCAAAGGAGAACUUCAAGAGAAAACGAAAAAUAGAAGCAAUUAAUGGUGCAUGGGCAAUGAUUGGACUUACAGCAGGCUUGGUUAUCGAAGGCCAAACUGGAAAAAGCAUCCUAGUUCAGUUGUCCGAUUACUGGAGUGCUAUUGUCGACUUUUUCAUGCUAUAGAGAAAUUUGGAUGGUAGCUGAAAGCAUUGCAGAUUCUUUGUUGCAUAAUUCUUUACAAAUGUACGUAUAUGAUCUAUUAAUUACCUGUUGUAUCUGCCAGCAUACUUAUACCUGCUAUAAUUCGUGAUGGCAAGUUUUUUUAUCUCGAACUUUACU